Molecule: messenger RNA, 620 nt
Organism: Phycodurus eques (leafy seadragon)
Lineage: Eukaryota; Metazoa; Chordata; Actinopteri; Syngnathiformes; Syngnathidae
Gene: rpl24
Product: ribosomal protein L24
Exons: 6
Coding region: 99-569 (156 amino acids)
Biological process (GO): cytoplasmic translation
Cellular component (GO): cytosolic large ribosomal subunit
Molecular function (GO): mRNA binding; structural constituent of ribosome
Source: RefSeq, a predicted model, not a curated record
ACAGUCAGUCAAAUGAAUAGUUUAUAACCAUAAAUCCCCCUAUUCAGCUUCCGCUUCCGCCAUCUUUCUUUCCGGUUUGGCGCAUUCUCGUAUCCGUCAUGAAGGUCGAGUUGUGCAGUUUCAGCGGGUACAAAAUUUACCCCGGCCAUGGCCGCCGGUACGCCAGGAUAGACGGGAAGGUGUUCCAGUUCUUGAACGCCAAAUGCGAGUCUGCAUUUUUGGCCAAGAGGAAUCCCCGACAGAUCAACUGGACUGUGCUGUACAGACGCAAGCACAAGAAGGGCCAAUCUGAAGAGGUGAGCAAGAAGCGUACCCGCCGUGCCGUCAAGUUCCAAAGGGCCAUCACUGGUGCCUCCCUGGCUGAGAUCAUGGCCAAAAGGAACCAGAAGCCCGAGGUCCGCAAGGCCCAGAGAGAGCAGGCCAUCAGAGCUGCCAAGGAGGCCAAGAAGGCAAAGCAGGCUGCCAAGAAGCCUGUUGCUCCCACUAAGGCUGCCACCAAGGCUGCACAGAAGCCCAAGAUCGCCAAGCCCAUGAAGGUGAACGCACCCCGCGUUGGUGGAAAACGCUAAGCCGCGGCACCUCGUUUUCGGUUGUGAAUAAAAGUUUUUGGGUAACCAUCA